AUGAUGUCCAGCUUCGCUACGCCUGACUCGAAAUGCCUAUCCGACGAGUUUGGUCAGGCGAAAUUACUAACAAACCAUAUUAUGACCGUCGUCAUGGAGUCACCGCGUUCCGCUCGAGGUUUAUCGUACGCUAUGUUGGAAUCGCACUCGCUCGAAACGCGUGGCAAACUGGAACCGUCAUACCAACACUUAAACAACCCGUGCAUACUCAGCUGGAACAACCUCAGUUAUGCCGUGGCCACCCCCAAGCCGACCGGCAUCAAAACCAUCUUGGACAAUGUCAGUGGCCGAUGCGCACCCGGAGAACUCACGGCCAUCAUGGGCCCGUCCGGAUCAGGCAAAACUACACUGGUGGACCUACUGGCCGACCGUAUUAGCUCCGGAGAAGUAACAGGCGACAUCGAGCUCAACGGCGAGGCCCGCGUGGCCAAGACGUUCCGGGCAGUGACCAGCUACGUGGCCCAGGAGGACUCGCUGCUCGGCUCCUUCACCGUGCUGGAAACCAUGCGCAUGGCCGCCAAGCUCAGUCUUCCGAACAGCGUCACGUCCAAGCAGAUCGAGGCACGCGUGGACGACGUGGUGGAGGCCAUGGGUCUGGCCACGUGCCGUCACACCCUGGUAGGCGACAUCUUCCGAAAGGGUCUUUCGGGCGGCCAGAAGCGCCGCCUCAGUAUCGCCAUCGAGUUGCUGUCGAACCCGAGCCUCUUGAUCCUGGACGAGCCCACAAGUGGCCUGGAUUCGAGUGCCACGCACAACGUCAUGAAGUUCAUCGUGAAGCUGUGUGCCGAGGGCAAAACCAUUGUAUGUACGAUCCACCAGCCAUCAUCGCUGGUGUACGACAUGUUUACAAACGUGGUGGUGCUGUCGGCUGGCGAGACUGUGUACUGCGGUCCUCGUCGUCAGAUGAUCCCGCACUUUGCGUCGGCCGGUCACGACUGCCCCACGUACAUGAACCCGGCCGAGUACUUUAUCAGUCUAGUGAACACGGACUUCGAGGACCACGCGAAUGUGUCCAAACUGAUGCAGUCUUACGCUCAGAGUGAGAUCCGCAAGGAGCUGAGCGACCGCAUCGAAAGUGACCGCAACACGUUACAGCAUCUGCCGGACAUCGAGCAGCCGUCGCCGUCCGCGAUGCGUGACUUCAGCGUUCUCAUGUACCGCAACACGCUCAACAAUAUCCGCAACCCCGGAAUCUACUGGAUCCGGUUGUUCAUGUACUUCUGCUUGAGUUUCAUGGUCGGCACCAUGUACUUGAGCACGAACGACGACUUGACCGAAGAGGAUCUGGUGCCACUGCUGUUCUACGUCCAGGCGUUCCUGGUGUUUAUGUCUGUGGCCGUCCUACCGUUCUUCAUCGAGCAACGUGCAGUGUUCGCUCGUGAACGUGCCAACAGUUCGUUGAGUGUGUAUUUCCUAUUGAACCUGUUCUUGUCACUGGUAGUGGCCGAGUCGAUGAUGCACGUGAUCGGAGCUGCCGUCCCGCACUAUAUUAUCGGCAUCGCGUUGGGUGCCGGCGUGUUCGGUAUGUUCAUGCUGUGUGAGGGUUUCAUGGUUCCUCGUGACUCGAUCCCGGACUACUGGAUCUGGGGCUACUACCUGGCGUUCCACUCGUACUCGUUCGAGUCGUUCGUGUUCAAGCAGUUCGAGAACGAGACGUCGGACGCGGCUAAGGGAAUUCUGACGAAAUACGGCAUGGAGGAUGUGGAUGUCACGCGGGACAUGCUUCUAUUAAUCGUGUACAUUAUCGCGUUUCAGGCCAUUUUCGCGGUCCGCUCCGGACCUCUACCUCGACCACUAAGCUCUCAGUAA
Messenger RNA from Phytophthora infestans T30-4, 1809 nucleotides. Its product is annotated as ATP-binding Cassette (ABC) Superfamily. The transcript has 4 exons. NCBI's taxonomy places the organism in Eukaryota, Oomycota, Peronosporomycetes, Peronosporales, Peronosporaceae. Bases 1 to 1809 code for a protein of 602 amino acids. The record is from RefSeq and is a predicted model, not a curated record. Gene Ontology annotation, cellular component: membrane. Gene Ontology annotation, molecular function: ABC-type transporter activity; ATP hydrolysis activity; ATP binding.